Messenger RNA from Sciurus carolinensis (gray squirrel), 3717 nucleotides. It is a transcript of the gene Niban2, whose product is annotated as niban apoptosis regulator 2. Bases 162 to 2411 code for a protein of 749 amino acids. The transcript has 14 exons. NCBI's taxonomy places the organism in Eukaryota, Metazoa, Chordata, Mammalia, Rodentia, Sciuridae. The record is from RefSeq and is a predicted model, not a curated record.
GCCUGGAGCCCGAGCCGAGGCCGUGGCCGGGGCGGCGGCUCAGCGGAGCGCGGGAGCGGGGCGGGGCGGGCCGGGCCGGGCUCCAUGGCGCCAGCGGCGUCGGUCUGAGCAGCGCGGGCAGCGGCUGGCGGCACCGGAUCGGGCCUCGGCUCCUCCUCGCCAUGGGGGACGUGCUGUCCACGCACCUGGACGACGCCCGGCGCCAGCACAUCGCAGAGAAAACCGGGAAGAUCUUGGCGGAGUUCCUGCGCUUCUACGAGGACCAGUAUGGCGUGGCGCUCUUCAGCAGCAUGCGCCACGAGAUCGAGGGCACGGGGCUGCCGCAGGCGCAGCUGCUCUGGCGCAAGGUGCCCCUGGAGGAGCGCAUCGUCUUCUCGGGGAACCUCUUCCAGUACCAGGAGGACAACAAGAAGUGGAGGAACCGCUUCAGCCUGGUGCCGCACAACUACGGGCUGGUGCUCUACGAGAACAAAGUGGCCUAUGAGCGGCAGGUCCCACCCCGAGCCAUCAUCAACAGCGCAGGAUACAGAAUCCUCACCUCUGUGGACCAGUACUUGGAGCUUGUUGGCAACUCCUUACCAGGCACCACCUCGAAAUCGGGCAACACCCCCAUCCUCAAGUGUCCCACACAGUUCCCGCUCAUCCUCUGGCAUCCCUUUGCACGUCACUACUACUUCUGCAUGAUGACGGAAGCCGAGCAGGACAAGUGGCAGGCUGUGCUGCAGGAUUGCGUCCGGCACUGCAACAAUGGGAUCCCCGAGGACUCCAAGGUGGAGGGCCCCGCCUUCACGGAUGCCAUCCGCAUGUACCGCCAGUCCAAGGAGCUGUAUGGCACCUGGGAGAUGCUGUGUGGGAACGAGGUGCAGAUCCUGAGCAACCUGGUCAUGGAGGAGCUGGGCCCCGAGCUGAAGGCAGAGCUCGCCCCACGGCUGAGGGGGAAGCCCCAGGAGCGGCAGCGGCAGUGGAUCCAGAUCUCGGACGCCGUGUACCGCAUGGUGUACGAGCAGGCGGAGGCGCGCUUCCAGGGGGUGCUGUCCAAGCUGCAGCUGGCCCGGCCCGCCAUGGAGGCCGUCAUCCGCACGGACAUGGACCAGAUCAUCACCUCCAAGGAGCACCUGGCCAGCAAGAUCCGAGCCUUCAUCCUCCCCAAGGCGGAGGUGUGCGUGCGGAACCACGUCCAGCCCUACAUCCCGUCCAUCCUGGAGGCCCUGAUGGUGCCCACCAGCCAGGGCUUCACCGAGGUGCGGGACGUCUUCUUCAAGGAGGUCACCGACAUGAACCUGAACGUCAUCAACGAGGGCGGCCUGGACAAGCUGGGCGAGUACAUGGAGAAGUUGUCCCAGCUGGCGUACCACCCCCUGAAGAUGCAGAGCUGCUACCAGAAGAUGGAGCCGCUGCGGCUUGACGGGCUGCAGCAGCGUUUCGACGUGUCCAGCACCUCCGUGUUCAAGCAGCGAGCCCAGAUCCACAUGCGCGAGCAAAUGGACAACGCUGUGUACACCUUCGAGACCCUCCUGCACCAGGAGCUGGGGAAGGGGCCCACCAGGGAGGAGCUGUGCAAGUCCAUCCAGCGGAUCCUGGAGCGCGUGCUGAAGAAGUACGACUACGACAGCAGCUCCGUGCGGAAGAGGUUCUUCCGGGAGGCGCUGCUGCAGAUCACCAUCCCCUUCCUGCUCAAGAAGCUGGCACCCACCUGCAAGUCGGAGCUGCCUCGCUUCCAGGAGCUGAUCUUCGAGGACUUCGCCAGGUUCCUCCUGGUGGAGAACACGUACGAGGAGGUGGUGCUGCAGACGGUCAUGAAGGACAUCCUGCAGGCUGUGAAGGAGGCCGCGGUGCAGCGGAAGCACAACCUGUUCCGGGACAGCAUGGUCAUGCACAGCAGCGACCCCAACCUGCACCUGCUGGCUGAGGGGGCUCCCAUUGACUGGGGGGAAGAGUACGGUGGCAGUGGCGGUGACGGGGGCGAUGGCAGCUCGAGCCCUGGUGCCCCGGAAGCAGCCACCCUCUCGGAAAAGCGACGGCGUGCCAAGCAGGUGAUGUCCGUGGUCCAGGACGAGGAGGCAGGGCUGCCCUUCCAGGCUGGCUCAGAGCCACCAUCACCUGCGUCCCCGGACAGUGUCGCCGAGCUUCGUGGCCUGCUGUCCCAGGACCUGCGAGCCGAGAGCCCUCCACCAGACAGCCCCCUGCUCAACGGAGACCCUGCCCAGGAGAGCCCGCUGCCCGUGGCUGCUCCCAAGGCCUCUUCUCCACCCGCCUCACCUGUCCAGCAUCUCCUGCCUGGAAAGGCUGUGGACCUUGAGCCCCCCAAACCCAGUGACCAGGAAACAGGGGAGCAGGUGUCCAGCCCCGGCGGCUGCCCCGCCAUCCACACCACCACAGAGGACGGCGCGGGGAUGCAGACGGAGUUCUAGGCUGGUGGGCCCCUUCUGUUGGACACAGCACCCGGUCACUCCCUCCGAGGCACUGGGGAGGGCAGCCCAUCUGGAGGUGGGGCAGGGUGGGCGUGGCGCCGGGCCGAGUCACUCCUGGGUUCAGCCCCUCGCUCCCUGCCUGCUCCCUGCGGGCUGAUCUCAGACGUGGGCUCUGGUUUCGAGGUUCUCCUCUGUGCUGGGGGCUGGGAGCCCCCCAUCUGCCCUCCUGCUCUUGUCUGUUUCCUUCACGGGGGGUCUUGCCAUGCUCCUCGAGGAGAGGGAGACCGAACAUUGGGUGCUGCGCUGCGGAGCUGGGGAGCUGGUGACUGUCCCCCCAUCUCCCUAGGGCUUGUUGGCCUGGACAUGGAGGAAGGCAGAGCGCGGGGCCGUCUCCUGUCCUGUCCCCUCCUCGGCCUCCCUGCUGGGCCUGAGGCUAGUUCCAGAGUGGAUGCAGACCUCGCUGUCCCGCCUUGGCUGAGGGAGGGGGGGGGUCUUCAGGCCUGUCAGGCCGGGGGUGCUGGAGCGGGAGGCAGGUUUGGGGGCUCAGAGGAGAGUGGGACUGGGGGCCUGGGGUGAAAGGAGAAAGGCCUAGAAGGUGCUGAUGUGUGGAGCGGAAGUGUCCUGAGGGGAGGAUGGAGGUGACCUGGGAGAGGUCACAGUCACCUGAGUGAGAGGCCGAGAUGGCAAAGUGAGGGUUACUGGAAGCCAGAGAGGGGCUCUGCACCGCCCCGUUCUCCCAGGUCCCGCUGGUCUCCUUCCCGCGUCCCUGUCCCUCUGUGCCCCCACACUCCGUGGGCGGGUUGCUCAAGGCAGGGGUUCAGGUGGCAUGGAUUUUGCCCACUGGCUGGAUGAGGCUCCCCGAGACCCUGCUGAGGAUUUGGAGUCAGGCUGUGCGUGGCCUCUGAGUCCCAAGUAACCUCGUCCCGAGUAUUCCAGGCCUCUUCUCGAUGCCCUUGCAAAUCGCCUUGGGCUCAGCUGUUGUCCCUUCCCUUUAUUCCUGGUGUCAGGGUCUAGUCCCUCCCCAGGGCUUCCCCUGCCAUGUGAGGGAAGGCGGGGUUAGGCAGGAACUGUCCCUACAAGGUCCCUGGGGUGGUGGUGUCUCCCCAGCCCUGCAGCCUCUGUGCCCUGGACCUGCUCCCCAGGACAGGGGCCUUCGACCCACAGGAUGGUGGCUGGUGCUCAGGGACCCCCAGUCCCGCAGCCCCAGCCCUGGUUGUGUCAUGACCUCUUCCGAUGCUCUCCUCUAGUGCCUUGGGGGUUUCGAUCAUGGUUCCCAGAUAUGGUAUUAAAGAUCCUAUGCAAACUG